Molecule: messenger RNA, 1002 nt
Organism: Fopius arisanus
Lineage: Eukaryota; Metazoa; Arthropoda; Insecta; Hymenoptera; Braconidae
Product: probable RNA methyltransferase CG11342
Exons: 3
Coding region: 198-956 (252 amino acids)
Biological process (GO): negative regulation of pre-miRNA processing
Cellular component (GO): cytoplasm
Molecular function (GO): RNA methyltransferase activity; O-methyltransferase activity
Source: RefSeq, a predicted model, not a curated record
UGAAAUCAGUACUUUAGUAGUAAACCUGUCAAGGGGGUUAGUCCAGUGUGAACGAGCUACAUUCAUGAGGAAAUUAUCGAUUUUUUAUAUGAUAUAGUGUAUGGGAGUGGGGAGUUUGAGGAAGUUAACCUCUCUUAUCCGGUUAAAUUAAUGCAUGAAUUAAUUAUUCAUUCUACAAUUUGAGGAAAAAAUAGGGAAUGGAGGGAUCAGACAGACCAGAGAUACAAAUAGUAGAGGAUAAAAAGGUGGAGGAGCGAGAACCAGGGGCCAGUCGUCAUGGAAAUUUUAAAAAUUAUUACAAGUUUCAUCCUGCUGAAGAGCGUGUGCGACAACUUCCACGAGGCUUGUGGCAGUUGAGAAAGAACGAGCGGAAAUACAAUGCUCUAGAUGUCGGCUGUAAUGCUGGGAACUUGACAAUCGAACUACACAAAUUUCUAAAGGAGGAAUUAUCAAUCGAUACUGAUAUCCAAAUACUGGGAAUCGAUUUGGAUUCGAAUUUAAUUGAAAGAGCGCGUGCAAAUACCUCCGAUCCUUCAAUACAUUUCGAAUGUCUUGAUUUUUUCACUGAAAUAAGAGAAACAGCGAUUUGUAGCUAUCUGAAGGAGCUGGAGAGGGAAAAAUUUGACGUGGUAUUCUGUUUUUCCAUUACGAUGUGGAUUCAUCUGAAUCAUGGAGAUGAGGGGCUCGUCAAGUUUUUGGAGGAGAUUUGUCAAAUGACGGAAAUGUUGGUGAUAGAGCCCCAACCGUGGAAUUGCUAUAGAAAGGCAUCCCGAAGGAUGAGAAGAGGUGGUGAAGAGGAUUUUCCACUUAUCAAUAAGCUGAAAUUGACUGGACGUAUGGAGAGACACGUGGAAAAAAUUGUCUGUGGAGAAAAGUGCGCUUUUCGCCAAAUUACUACCACUCAAGAUAAUAAUUGGGGCAGGAAAAUAUUAAUUUUUCAAAGGAAACAAUUGUAGUCGCAAAAAAUAACUUAUAUUCUUUAAGAGAAAAAUAAAAAUAAAA